Messenger RNA from Anguilla rostrata (American eel), 7911 nucleotides. RefSeq names its product ubiquitin specific peptidase 43a (gene usp43a). Bases 584 to 4213 code for a protein of 1209 amino acids. NCBI's taxonomy places the organism in Eukaryota, Metazoa, Chordata, Actinopteri, Anguilliformes, Anguillidae. The transcript has 15 exons. Gene Ontology annotation, biological process: protein deubiquitination. The record is from RefSeq and is a predicted model, not a curated record. Gene Ontology annotation, molecular function: cysteine-type deubiquitinase activity.
UGCUGUCAAUAAUUGCCUUACGCGAAACCACUCUAUUUGUUUACGCAGAAAUGUACGUGAGUCAUUGCGGGAGCCGGAUUACAAGCGACCACAUCGUUUCGCGAGUUCUGUCAAUACAACAGCACCCUCUCAAACUAAACCAGGCUAAUAAGAUUCGGAGUGGGAGGGCAUACCGCGCAAGAUCCACCAAACGGAAACACACGCCAGCCCCUGGAGUAGAGAGAGAGAGGGAGACGGGAACAGAGAGCGCGAACGUACGCGCGAGAAAGGAGGGAAGUGUGCGGCGCACCGUGUCACGAAAACAUGGAGCGGGAGUCGACUCACCUUGCCAUUACUAGUUACAGGUAUCCGAGAGUCUCGUAGGCGAGGAAACGCUGCAGAGUGCGCGCGAGCUAGGAGGAAUUAUCGGAAUGUCUGGCGGACAUUAGUCAUGUGCCUUGGCACCGAGACGGUGCCACUUGAGCGUAGGUUUCAGUGGCGUUGUUUCGCGAGGAGGAACUUCGGGCGAGCAGGUAGGAUUGCUGCUUUUAGCGGUCAGAUUUGUUUCGCUUUCACUGUGUUUCUGGUUCAGUAACUAACAACCAUGGAUAGUCGGAAAGAGGACAGAGUGAAGAAGCAACCUAUCAAAUCCACAAAGCGCAAAGAAAAGAAACACAAAUCCGGGAAGCUUUUCAGAAGGAAAUCCCUGAAAUCGGUGGGGAAUUUCAUGAGCAGGGUUUUGAAAACUUUAGGCACUUUGGCUCACUUCGGUGACACAGAGCCACCAGAUGCAGAGGACGAUGACGGCGGGUUCCGAGACAGUGCACCUUGCACGUUAAGUGCCAACUCAGGAAAUCUCAAAGAGGAAAUCCAGGUUGUUGGUGAGAACACGGUGAAAAAGAGCUUGACGUUGUCUUCUCACGGAUCGAUAAAAGAACGGCUGUCUUGGUGCUACGGGGACAAAACUCCAGGGGUUCAGGGUUUGAAAAACCAUGGCAACACCUGUUUCAUGAAUGCCGUGGUACAGUGCCUGAGCAAUACGGACCUUCUCGCCGAGUACCUCGGUCUGGAACAAUACAAAUUGGAUUUCAGCCAGAGGAGAGUAAACGGGAUUGUAAAAAGUGAAGACCUGCAGCAGGUGAGAGGGGAAGUGACCGACCAGUUGGCAUCAUUGGUACGGGCGCUUUGGACUCUGGAAUACACGCCCCAACUCUCAGUGGAAUUCAAGAGCAUCGUGUCCAAGUACGGCUCGCAGUUCCGGGGGAACUCGCAGCAGGACGCCCUGGAGUUCCUGCUGUGGCUGCUGGACCGGAUGCACGAGGACGCCAGCGCCUCCUCCAGCGGCGGCGGCGGCGGCGGCGGCAACAGCCACGGCAAGAUCAAAGCUGCGGGAAAGGGUCCUGCCAGCGAAGAGGAGACCCCCGUCGUCAGCCCGGCCAAUCCUCAGCAGCCCGGGGGACGCCACAGCUUUGUCCAAGACCACUUCCAGGCACAGUACAGGUCCUCCCUGACCUGCCCUCAUUGCCUUAAACAGAGCAACACCUUCGAUCCUUUCCUGUGCAUCUCCCUCCCCAUCCCUCUGCGCCAGACCAGGGCCCUGUGCGUCACCCUGGUCUUCAGCACCAAGGGCCAGCGCUACCUGCGCGUGGGCCUGGCUGUGCCCCUCUUCGGCCCCCUGGCCUGCCUGCGCUCCAUGGUGGCAGAGGAGGGCAAGAUCUCUCCCGACCAGGUGAUCCUGACGGAGGUCUACACCACAGGGUUCCAGCGCUCCUUCUCCGACGAGGAGGACCUGACCAGCAUCGCGGAGAGCGAUGUCAUCUACGCCUUUCAGGCCCCCCCCCUCUACAGCAGGGGGGGCUCCACGAGAAUCUCAGGGUACCAUCACAGCCUCCCGUCCUCCCCGUACGCCUCCGGGCCGGAAGGUCAAAGGUCACCUCCCUCGGGCACCCUGUCUUCGGAGUUCCUCAAUCACAGCGGCUCGACGAAGAUCCUCCUGCUCAUCUGCAACGCGGUGGGGGUGGGGCAGCAGGCUGUCAGGUUUGGACCCCCCUUCCUCAUGCGUGAAGACAGGACCAUCUCCUGGGACCAGCUGCAGCAGAGCAUCCUCAGCAAGCUGUACUACCUAAUGGUCAACAGCACACAGACACAGAACCUGGGAACCCCGUUUAAGAUCCGCGUGGUGGGGGGAUCUGCGUCCUGCAGCUACCUGUCUCCCCAGGACGGCCGCCCCCCGCUCUACCACCCUGCGGUGGACAGAGCUCUGAAGUUCUGUGGCCCGGGGGGACCUCCUCACGUCAAAUUCAUCAUCGAGUGGGAACACAAAGUCAAAGAAUGCUUGUUUGGAAACAUCCAGGAGGAGGUGGUGAAGGAUGCAGAGAGCGUGAGAAUCCAGCAGCAGCAGCACCUGCAGCAGCACAGCUGCACUCUGGAUGAGUGCUUCCAGCUCUACACCAAAGAAGAGCAGCUGGCCCCGGACGACGCCUGGAAGUGUCCGCACUGUAAGCAGCUGCAGCAGGGCAUGGUGAAGAUGAGCCUGUGGACGCUGCCCGACAUCCUCAUCCUCCACCUCAAGCGCUUCCGGCAGGUGGGCGAGCGCCGCAACAAGCUGUCCACACUGGUGCGCUUCCCGCUGGCCGGCCUGGACAUGGCGCCGCACGUGGUGAAGAGGAGCCAGGGCGCGCGCGGCCUGGGCCCCUGGCCGACCGCGUGGAAGCACCCGCACUCCCCGGACUCCUGCUCGCCGCCCGACUUCCUGUACGACCUCUACGCGGUGUGCAACCACCACGGGGGCAUGCACGGGGGCCACUACACGGCGUACUGCAGGAACUCAGUGGACGGGCAGUGGUAUGGCUAUGAUGACAGCAGUGUGGACCUGGUGCCCGAGGAGGAGAUCUGCACGCGGGGGGCCUACAUCCUCUUCUACCAGAGACGCAACACCAUCCCACCGUGGUCCGCCGGCAGCUCAGUCAGAGGCUCCACGAGUUCGUCCGUGUCGGACCACUGGCUGGUCCGCCUGACGGGGGACAGCAAGAGGGGCAGCCUCGUGUCCCGGACCUCCACCGCCUGCCCCUCCUCUGUCCCCGACUCGCCCGAGUCCCCCGUCUUCCUGGACGACCCCCCCAAAGCAGAGAGAGGGGGGUUUGACACCCGGCCGUUUGUCCGGGGGCUCCAGGGCCGCAGCGUCAGCAUGAGGACCCCCACCAAGACCCGGGACGCCCUGAGCAAAGUGCUGCCCCUGCGCUGGUCCUUCGGCUCCAAGGACCGGCAUAAACCCGCCCCCGCCUCCUCCCCCGCGCCCACGCCCAGCCCCGCCCCCGGCCCCGCCCCCGCGCCCGGGGAGCUGGUGCAGUACCUGGAGUCGGGCCGCCGGCCGCGCUGCACCAAGGACUCCAUCGUCACGCUGAUGACGGGCCCGACGGAGAAGGACGCGCCCGAAGCGCGCCGCCCGCCCCCCAGCGCCUCCGCCGCCGCCGCCGUCAGCUCCCCCAGCGCCGGCAGCCUGAGCUGCCUGGGCCGGACGCCCGAGGGCCAGCGCCGGGGCAGCAAGCCCAGGGACGACGGCACCCUGCCCCGGAGGACCUCCAAAAAGAACAGGCCGGAGCCAGGGGGCGGCGCCGCCGACCCCCAGCCCCACAGGAGCUCCGCCCCGGCGCCUCCUCCCGGCUCCAGCUCCGACUCCACGCUGAGGAGGAGCAAGAGCCACUCGGCAGGCCCCGAGGAGGGCCGGGGGAGGAGAGGGGAGGAGCCCCGGGGCCAGGAGGGCCUGCUGUCCUUCCUCAAGCCGGGCUUCCUGAAGAAGGAGGCGCAGAGGAGGCCGCGGGACGGCGAGGCGGGGAGGCCCGGCGACUCGGCCAAGAGCGGCGCGUCCCGGCUGUCCCUGUCCAACGGGACGCCCGGCGGGGCGACGGGCGGGGCGGCCGAGGGCAAGGCCAACGGCGCCCCCCGGGGGAGCGGCGGCGGCGGCGGCAGGGGCGGCCCGGAGCUGGCCAACGGCAGGGUCGCCCGCGGCCCCGCGGACAUCAAGCGCUCGCAGAGCUCGUCCAGCAUCCCCAGCAGGCCGGACCUGGCGCUGCGCAGGACCGCCUCCCUGCACCGCAACGGCCCUGCGGCCCCGCCCCCCCCGCGCAGCGGCCUCGCCGCGGACAAGCCCUCCGGCCACGGCACGCUGCAGCGGGCACGCUACAGCACCACCUCGCUGGGCAGGAAGAGGGCCGUGCCCGAGUCCAGCUUCUGAGGAACAGAAGCGCGCACGGCCGGCCGCGCCCAAUCAAAGCAAUAGCCCCCGCCCACAGGGUGUGGCCUGCGUGUCUGCUUCCUCUGAGGCUUGUGUGGGUCUUCUUCUUCUGAGGUUUAGGCCAGCUGCGGAGUUAACUCCACAGGCACAGCGGCGACCGUGGGCAUCAUGGGAAGGAGAGGCAGCAUUGGGGGGUCUGACCCCCCCCCCAACCACCCUCGUUUACCCAGCAUUCACAGGUCGCAUACACUGGGUAAGGGGGAGUACUGUAAACUGUGAGAGUAUAUAUCCUGAGAUAAUCAGUUGUUUCUGUUUUUUUUUUAAAGAGUAUUUUUUAUUGAUUUUUUGUUAAGGUUUUUCUGUGACAAUUGACAGCAAGUGCCUCUACCAAUACAGUUCAGACAAGCAGACUUCUGUAUAAUUGUUCGACACUGUAACUGCACGUUCGGGUCACACGCAUUACCCACUAAUUCUGGUCACUUCGUGUCUCAGCAUUAACAUAAGACAUUAUUUUUGUCCAGCAGUUUUUUUUUUCUUUUCUUUAAUCACAAAAGUAUUAAUUAAAUAAGUAUCUGGGCAGAAGAAGAAAAAAAAAAGAUUUAGAAAAAGUGGAAAUUAUCGAUGAAUUAUUUAUAUUGUUUUGUAUCGCAACACAAGCAAAUCACUCUACAUUCUUUGUACAUAAAUGAAGAUUAAAAAUAUAUAUCAGAGUAAUAUUUUAUUUAACCGCUCCAUUAUAAAAGAAAACUAUGAACUAUCAAAUGAUUGUUUGUGUUUGCACUGCAAAAUGGCUGCUAGAUUCCCGUAGUUUUUCAUAUUGCAAAUCUGUUCUCUGCACUUUCUACAAAGCCAGCUGCAUCGAGCACAGCGGCCGGGAGGGAGAGGGUUAAAUCGUAGCUUGAUUCCCAAAAAGAACACCUUUGCUUAUGUUGCGAUUGAAUGGAGAAAAAAAAAAGGUGGAAGGACUGGGUUGGAAAGUACUCUCUGCUGACAAUCAGAUCAGGAAAGGAUCUUUCAUCUCUAAUGAGCCGCUGAAGCACGGGCAGUCCGAUGCGCUGUGUUCCUUUCAUUACAAAUGAAGGAGAUUGUAUCUGAAUAUUUCUAUACCGCGUUUUAUUGUGUCUAGUGUUAUCAGCACUGCAGCCGCUACUCGAUGCACAGAGAGAAAAUGUGAACGGCAAGGCCUGAGGCCGAGCGCUCGACAGACCUUAUUACCAUACGAUUCGUGUGCACCAUUCUUUCUGUUUGUUGUCCAGAGUGCAUUGUCUAAUAUGCUCUUUUAUGCUGACUGAGAGCUGGACACCGUCUGAAGCUUCAAGGUUUUCCCCCCCUCGUCCUCCUCCUCUGCUUAAUCAGAUGCGCCAUUGUCUCGCGUUCACAGGGAUGAGGAAAGGCUGCGUGUCGGACGGAAGGGAAAAAGCAGACCAGCUGUGAGCGAAAGGCAGCAGCUAGGGCGCACACGGUGAUCCAGUCUAAAUGUGAUCCAGGCAGCCCGCGCGUGUGCGCGAAAUUCACAGUCCAGCUCACGCACUUUAGGAGUCGAGAUUUUAUUUUGGGUGACUGUCAGAAAUCAGUGGGGGAAUUCCUGCGGAGGGCCGUGGACUUUGUCCUCUCCCUCCGAAUUUCCCUGUGACGAAGUUGUGAAGUUUCGCUGACGAGAGGUGACUGAGGCAUCUUGACUCGUGUUUCCCGCUGUGAAAGAUUAGCUAAACAGCGUCUGUUUUCCGCCAAGGGGAAUCUCGGGCCUUUUAUGUGCAAAUCUGCUUUCAUUCGCUCUCAUUUGGAGUUCCCAGCAUGGGUAUAUUAUGCAUACAGUCAUUAAAAUAGUUCCGUGUAUUAAUUGCGGUCAAACAAUUAUUCUGUGUUUUGGUAAUCAAGCUGCAUUGACCAUAGUAUUUUUUUAUCAAAUAAUAUUUUGAUCUGGUAGAACAAGCAAUAAAUCUUUGACAGUGAGUUACUGUAUUUCACCCUGUGAUUAUAGUUGUAUGAAAGCUGGAGUGCAGACAGUUUCAGUGGGGCAGUAAUAAUGUCUUCAAUGUCUUUGGGUUUAACCUGUGUUAACUAUGGCAACGACCUUCUUCUGAAUUCCAAAACCACAUUGUGCCAUGACCACAUUCGGUCGUUUGAUCAUUUGUCCAGAAGAUUCCAUCGCGCUUAAUUUGUGUGCAGUGAUUUACAGUCCGUCUCUAGCGCAGUCUUUAUGCCAAAGCGUGGUCAUUAUAACAGCGGAGUGCACUGCGUUGGUCUGCUGGUACACCUCAAACCGCACCGAUGGAUGGAGCCGGGUUCGAGAGGCCCAGCUUUUGCAGUAUGUGAUGCACGCGCCCAUCGGAACAUGAAAAGAGGUAACGCGCGUUAGGGUUCUUCGUCCGGAAACGGCCUCUUUGCUCUGACUUCUACAUGCCGCAUCCUGUAGUGUACAUCCUUCCCUGUCAGACAUUGCUCUCGCCUGCACCUGCUUUUGAAUUUGCAUUGUAUAGAUAUGAAAAAGGAAGCUGACUACUGACAACAGCACAAUUAACCAUGGGGAGGGGAGGGGAGGGGGGUAUUUAGAAACUCCCACUGCUAUCGGCCUACUUUACACAAUAAUAAAGAAAAUUUACGUUCAUAUUCUAAACUAUUCUAAACUGUUCACAAAUAAAAUGUUCACAAAGUUUUUUUUUUGUUUUUUUUUCUUUGAAGGCCAGUGGUGAUGCUUAUAUAUGUGCUUGCCAUUGAUUGGAUUUUUUCCCCUCUUGUCUACUUCAGACAUGGUUUUGGCUUGUGUCUGUCCAUAACAGCCCGGUUUGCCUUGAUCACACGGUCCUGAGUCUGUACGACCAACUGGUUCUGCUAGCACUCCAUGCUAGCCAGUGUCCUUGGUUAUAAACAAUGAUUUAGCAGUUUAUUGUCCCAUGAAAGCGAAUCCUUUGUGCUCCUACCCACCUUUUCUGAAGCAUCACUCUCGCCUUCUGUGAGUUCUUUCUCGUUCGGCACAGGGUUGUUCAAAUAAACUUUACUAACUUUGUUAUAGCUACAUAUUUUCGUAGCAAAUUAAAAUGAACUACUUGGUUGUUCCACAUAUUUACAUGGCUACUUUACUCAUAAUCUUGCACCAAUAAGGGGAUAGCUUAGUCUGUCUCUUAAAAUGAUUUUAAUAAUCCUAGUUCCACUCUGUUGUAUUUCUGUUGUAACACAAUUGGAAAAAUAUCAGAGGAUAUAUAGAAAGCUGAUCAAGACACAAAGUCUGUAUUGUUUUUUUAAUACAUUUACUUUGAUGUUUUUUUUUUCCCUGAUUCAUUUGACAUGUGUACAUGGGAAGUAUCAAUCACAAUGUUUACUAAAAAAAAAUGAGCACUUGUAAAAAAAAAAAAAAAGGACUAUAAAUGAAGGAUGUUUUUUCAGUUAUUUUGUGAAAUGUGGGUUUAAAAUGUUUUAUAUGCAAUUUUUUAAAGUUUGACAUUUUAUAACAGCUUUGUAAAUAUCAAAGAUAGAUGUGAAGUAACGUAGUAGACUAGCAGCUGCCCCAGGUCACAUGGGCAGGGUGUAGGGUAAAGCACAAAUUCAGAUCUUAAUCAAAGGUGUUCUCUCCAAAAGGGGUACGAAAUGGUAUACUAUGGGAACAACAAAAGUGGUUUGUAUCCACCCAAGAUAUCUGCUAUACAUAAUAUACUGUUUUAUUUUUAAUACUCCAAAAUAAAACACAAUGUUUAUCACUA